AUGACUGACUUUGAAGAAACAGGCAAGAGGUCGGGCGAUGAUAUUGGUGGACGCAACAAAAGACGGCGACUUGAGCCGCCUCAAAGCCACACUAACAUGCGAACCCUUCUGCGAGCCGCGGGACUUGGCGGUGAGACUCCAAUAUCAAACAGCACCGAGCAGCAAGAACUCGGUCAUGCCAAUCGCACCAAACCGCCACCGGCGGUAUCUGACCCGGUUGCCCUCUACCGACGAGGUCGAUACAUACCCACAGGCGCCGGCAAUCACCAAAUUCGGGUCCCAGCAUUCCUCCGCGUAGUGUCGCCGGACGGAGAAGCUCCCCACACGCAGGAAGCUGAGGCCCCCAAAAGCCCGAGGUUGUCUCCAUCGCGUGAAGCUCCUACUUCCCGGCCCCCAAGCUCCGUUCCUCUCGACCGCCGGCCCGCGGCCAACCCACAGAGUAACGUGAAAGCGGUCAGAGUUUGUCCGCAAUGCAGGGACGUUCCAUUGGGCCCCGGUCCCAUCGUGAACGGCGAGCCCACCUAUCCCGUCUGCGAGAGCUGCCGCCAGGCCAAUAUCAGACGGCAGGUCCUCCGGGGCAUAGCUGCGCAAGCGCUCGUAGAACUAAGCCAGCGCGUCACUUCUCGCGCGCCAGAGCAGAACGACCAAGUGCAGGAUGUGAGAGGUCAGUUUCUCAACGGACUCGGCCGCUUGCCCAAGCGUCCUCAAGAAUUUACGUGUCUACGGUGCAAGAGGCCGCAUAUGCCCCUGGCGCCAGGUCGGAGACGCUGUGUAGAGUGUAUCUGCAUCCUCAUCGCUUUUGGCCCCGACGGAGGCGAAGAGCAGGCCGCUGCCGAUGCCAGUCAGAGGCCAGAGGGAAAACGGGGGAAACGGCCGGCGGAACUGGAGCAGCAGCCUCAAGACGAGCAUUGGCACAUGUGCGACGGCUGCUUCAAGAAGCCGGUUCCCCCUGGCGAGAGGAAAUGCCCGCGUUGUGUGGUCCGGUUCGCCCUGAUGCACCGUAUGCAGAAUAUAUGGGCUUUGCCGGGGCUGCCGUGCGUCUCGUGCGUCCACGAGCGCGGCCGUAAGCAGAGGGAGCCGAAGAUUGUAUGA
Messenger RNA from Colletotrichum graminicola M1.001, 1092 nucleotides. RefSeq lists its product as uncharacterized. The record is from RefSeq and is a predicted model, not a curated record. Bases 1 to 1092 code for a protein of 363 amino acids. Lineage: Eukaryota; Fungi; Ascomycota; Sordariomycetes; Glomerellales; Glomerellaceae. The transcript is spliced from 2 exons.